Messenger RNA from Pseudomassariella vexata, 2325 nucleotides. Its product is annotated as ubiquitin homeostasis protein lub1. Lineage: Eukaryota; Fungi; Ascomycota; Sordariomycetes; Amphisphaeriales; Pseudomassariaceae. Bases 1 to 2325 code for a protein of 774 amino acids. The record is from RefSeq and is a predicted model, not a curated record. Gene Ontology annotation, biological process: proteasome-mediated ubiquitin-dependent protein catabolic process; ubiquitin recycling. Gene Ontology annotation, cellular component: cytoplasm; nucleus. Gene Ontology annotation, molecular function: ubiquitin binding. The transcript is spliced from 3 exons.
AUGGCGGACUUCAAGCUGUCGGCGCAACUCGCUGGCCACAAUGCCGAUGUUCGAGAUCUCGUCUUCCCGUCGGACGACCUUCUCUUCUCAGCUUCGAGAGAUCACACCGUUCGAGCAUGGCGCCGCACGUCGUCAUCUCCGCCCGAGUUCGAGUUUACUAUACUUAACCAGAUCCAUGAUUACAUUAACGCCCUGGCCUAUAUCCCUCGGUCUGCCGAUUAUCCCGAGGGUCUCGUCGUGUCGGGAGGCAAGGACCCAUGUCUUGACGUUCGCAAGACCACGGCCGUAUCCGGAGACAACGCCGAACGUCUGCUGCCGGGCCAUGCCAACAACGUGUGCGCCUUAGCCGUUACCCCAAGUGGCAAGUACUUUGUCUCUGGCAGUUGGGACCACACUGCAAGAGUAUGGAGUUCCGAGAAGUGGGACACCGACAUAUCCCUGAUCGGCCACGAGGGCGCCGUCUGGGAUGUACUACCGCUGAGUGACGCCGUGGUUGUGACAGGAUGUGCCGACAAGAACAUCCGCAUAUUCGAUCUGAGAAAGCAGUCCGCCGGCCAGGCUGAAGCCAGAUCCACUAUUUACACACCCGACGUAGUACGCGGCCUCUGCCGAGUGCCCGCCGGCCAUCCUGCCGGUGCCGAGAUUGCCAGUUCACACAACGACGGAGUCAUUCGCCUCUGGAAGUUGACGGGCCAGCAAGUCGCCGAACUUCGGGGCCACGAGAGCUUUGUCUACCGUCUGGCCGCUCUACCGUCCGGUGAGCUUGUCAGUGCCGCCGAAGACCGGACCGUCCGAGUCUGGAGAGGAACAGAGUGCGUACAGACCAUUACGCACCCGGCCAUCUCCGUCUGGACCGUUGUGGCAUGUCCGAACGGGGACAUCGCUUCAGGUACAAGUGAUGGUAUCGUCCGCAUCUUCAGUCGUGCAGCCGAGCGUGUUGCAAGUGCCGACGUAAUCCAAAACUUCGAUGAAGCUGUCAAGUCGUCUUCGAUACCGCAGCAACAGCUUGGUGAUAUCAACAAGGAGAAGCUGCCGGGGCCUGAAUUUCUGACAACAAAGGCAGGGACCAAAGAGGGCCAGGUGCAGAUGAUUAGGGAGGAUAAUGGCUCAAUAUCCGCCCAUACUUGGUCUUCGGCCGCACAAUCCUGGAUUAACGUGGGCACAGUUGUCGAUUCCGCCGCCAGCAGUGGCCGCAAAGUCGAGCACAACGGCAAGCAAUGGGACUUCGUCUUCGACGUCGCUAUCGAGGAAGGUCAGCCGUCCCUGAAGUUACCGUACAACCUCUCCGAUAAUCCGUAUGACACAGCGACUAAGUUCAUCAACGACAACGAGCUUUCACUCAACUACCUUGACCAAGUCGCCCAGUUCAUUGUACAGAACACGCAAGGGGCAAGCCUGGGACCAUCUGGAACCGGUGGUGCAGAUCCAUACGGUACUGAAUCUAGGUACCGGCCGGGCGAGGAGCAGGAGAGCUCGAGAACGAGCGCGCUGCCGCAGAAGGAAUGCCUCAGAAUAACGGCGGCCAAGUUCGAUCCCAUGUUCAAGAAGAUCUUCACCGUCAACGAUGCCCUCGUAGCGGCUGGUCGCAAAGAUAUUUCCUUGAACCCUUCAGCCAAGGCUUCCCUCUCUUCCCUUCGCCAGGCCGUUGAAUCCAACAGCCCCAUGACUCCCGAGCACGGGGACGGAAUCUCUCUCGUAGCUAUGAUGUGCCUAAAUUGGGACUACAAAGACCGCCUGGCACCUCUGGAUCUUUGGCGGUGCUGUGCCACCAGCCCACUCCUCGCCAGAUACACCGCCGCAAAUGGGCCGGUCUCGAUUGCCAUUUCGUCUGCGCUGAACGACUCCGACGGGCAACUGAACGAGAAUCUCGUCAUGAUGGCUCUGAGGGCAAUCGUGAACCUUUUCGGGUCUCAGCAGGGCUGGACGGUUGUUACCAAUCAGAUGGAGGCUGUCGUUACAUUCCUCGAGCGUACCCUGGGCCUUGAUGGCUCAAAUAACCAGGCUAUUGGACCGUAUAACCGGAACUUACUGAUCGCCCUGACGACAGUCGCCAUCAACUACAGCGUUCUAGCGAUCAAGAAGAAGGCCCAUCUUCCCGAAGAUGCUCAAAUCCGCUUAGUCAAGGCAAUAGCGCACGUGCUAGAUAACCAAACUGACAGCGAAGUGGUUUUCCGCGCCCUUGUUGCGGCAGGCACCUUCGUCGUUGCAAAUCCGGCAGUCAAGGACCAGGUUCAGGGGCUGGAGAUGGCCUUGAAGAAGGCCAAGGACAGGGGCACGGAGGUGAGAGUCAAAGAGGUGGCUGAUGAGUGCCUGUGUGCUCUGUAG